CUGCCGGGCUCGGGACCCUGGAGUGCUGCUUUGAGUGGGCCCGGCUGCUGGGCCGCCGGCUCCGGCGCGUGGGCCUCCUCCGAGGCGGGGCCGCGUGCGCUCGGGCCAUGGCGCGCCUGGGCGCCGUGCGCUCGCACUACUGCGCACUGCUGCUGGCCGCGGCGCUGGCAGUGUGCGCCUUCUACUACCUGGGCUCGGGCCGGGAGACCUUCUCCAGCGCCACCAAGAGGCUGAAGGAGGCCCGCGCCGGGGCCGCCGCGCCCACGCCGCCCGUGCCAGAGCUGGCCCGGGGCUCCGCGGCACCGGCCUCCGGUGCCAAGGCCAAGAACCUGGAGGGCGGCUUGGCGGUCCCGGUGGACUACCACCUGCUCAUGAUGUUCACCAAGGCGGAGCACAACGCGGCGCUGCAGGCCAAGGCUCGAGUGGCGCUGCGCUCCCUGCUGCGCCUCGCCAAGUUCGAGCCGCACGAGGUGCUUAACCUCCACUUCGUGAGUGAAGAGGCCAGCCGCGAGGUGGCCAAGGCCCUGCUGCGGGAGCUCCUGCCGCCUGCCGCCGGCUUCAAGUGCAAGGUCAUCUUCCAUGAUGUUGCUGUGCUGACAGACAAGCUCUUCCCUGUCGUGGAGGCCAUGCAGAAGUACUUCAGUGCUGGCUCAGGGACCUACUACAGCGACUCCAUCUUCUUCCUCUCGGUUGCUAUGCACCAGAUCAUGCCCAAAGAGAUCCUGAGGAUCAUUCAGCUGGACCUUGAUCUGAAGUAUAAGACCAACAUCCGAGAGCUGUUUGAGGAGUUUGAUAACUUCCUGCCCGGUGCUGUCAUCGGCAUAGCCAGAGAGAUGCAGCCUGUGUACAGGCACACAUUCUGGCAGUUCCGCCACGAGAACCCCAAGACCAGAGUUGGGGACCCUCCGCCUGAAGGACUCCCUGGCUUCAACAGUGGAGUGAUGCUGCUGAACCUGGAGGCCAUGCGCCAGUCUCCGCUCUACGGCCAUCUGCUGGAACCUGCGUGGGUGCAGCAGCUUGCUGACAAGUACCACUUCCGGGGCCACCUGGGGGACCAGGACUUCUUCACCAUGAUCGGCAUGGAGCACCCAGAACUCUUCCACGUGCUGGACUGCACCUGGAACCGGCAGCUGUGCACCUGGUGGAGGGACCAUGGCUACAGCGACGUCUUCCCGGCAUACUUUCACUGUGAGGGCCACGUCAAGAUCUACCAUGGGAACUGCAACACUCCUAUCCCGGAGGACUAGGCACCAGCUCGCCUGCUAUGCCAGUGGGGCUCCCGGGCCUGGGAAGAGAGAGACUCGGCUCGGAUGCCCUCCAGGGGCCAGGUGCUGCAGACUCCCCAGCUGGCUGGUUCCUGUCCCCACGGUCGCCAUCCAGAGAGGCUCAGCUGAGCCCUCCUGGCACUCAGGCUGUUUCGCUCCGGGCAUCCUGGGACACACAUGGGCGGUUGAAGAUCCGGAAGGAAGGGAAAUUGCCCCCCUGUCUACAUAGAAUCAGAACCCUUGUAAAGGUCUGGCUUUGCUAGACUGAAUAAGCAUCCCGAGCGGCAGGCUCUAAUGCUUUGUGAGAGAACAGACUGCUGGGCUCCCAGUGAGCACUGAAUGCCGAGUCAGGGUUUUAACAAGCAGCCCAGGGCGGAAACCUUUCUCGAGUCCUUUCCCAGGAGGCUUUGCACCUCCUCCAGGCGUUCAUGUUGCCUGGUUCAGGUUGCCUGGAUAAAGCCUGAGCACGUAAGAAUCCGCUUACUGUCGCACUCGCAGCUCUACCCCUACUGUAUCCCAGAACCGUCCACCUGCCCCAGGGACUGACCACUAAGGAAUCAAAUCUAUCAUCAAAGGACAGAGAUUGCCCAUGCCACGGCGUGCACUAGAUUCACUCCAAGGAGCAGCCAACCAGGUCUCAGGUACAACUGGGUGAGCUUGGGAAGAGGUGGCCUCCUAGUCUCAUCAUAGUCCCUGGAGAGGAAAGAAAACAAACUCCUAAUUUCCCUUCCCAGAAGUGAGUACCAUUUCUCUAUGUACGCUUGUGAUGGACUCUGUAAGUCAACUGCCCACAGGAAGUCCCCACAGGCCAUGUCUGUAGCCUCAGGCAAUAAAUGGGAGGUUCUUACUGUAUAGUCCGUAAUUACCAUGAGAGACACUAGUCUUUGAGAACACUGAGUCAUGGCGUUUGCUCUCUGGCUGCAGUGUCCAGGGCACAGGGCUCUGAAAGAAGAAUAGAGUCAGUAUCAACCAGAAGACCUAAAAGGACCAACCGGAAGGCCUGCCGGUGGCUGCCAGUUGGGUGGUGCUGUCCUGUUUGGUUCCAGAUGCAGAACUGUCUCAUUCUAGCUCUUGGCAGGCUCAUCUGCUGCCAGGAAGAAGCCCAGAUGUCGCUGGCUCCUUAGCCCAGACCUUCCAGUUCCGUUCAUGCUGGUGAGGUGGCACACUCCUUCGCCAGCCCUCUGCUGGGCCCAGGUCAUCUGUUCGCCCAGCUACUUGGCGUCCUAUUUAUAGCGUCUGUUCUCAGAUGCCUGCUGUGCGCCAGGCGUCGGCUUAAGGAUUUCUGUGUGCCCUGGAUAAUAAUCAUGAAAACCUCAACAAGUUCAUCCCAGCUCGAAAACUGAGCUAUGAAAACAGACAUGGAUGGGCCCUCUGUUGUGUCGUUUACUGAAGCUUUUUAUUUACAGAAAUGUUGGAAACUGUUGGCUAGGGAAGCAGAUAAAUAAUGCAUACUGCAGUCAUAUGGUGGGAUAUAUUAGGAAUCAUCUGAAGGAAUAUUUCAUGUACCAGGAAAUACUUAUGCUAGUGAGUAAAGAAUACACAAAUAAGAUUGUA
Messenger RNA from Rattus rattus (black rat), 2819 nucleotides. It is a transcript of the gene Xxylt1, whose product is annotated as xyloside xylosyltransferase 1. The record is from RefSeq and is a predicted model, not a curated record. Gene Ontology annotation, molecular function: UDP-xylosyltransferase activity. The transcript is spliced from 4 exons. NCBI's taxonomy places the organism in Eukaryota, Metazoa, Chordata, Mammalia, Rodentia, Muridae. Bases 108 to 1247 code for a protein of 379 amino acids.